Poeciliopsis prolifica (blackstripe livebearer) is the source of this 1511-nucleotide messenger RNA. RefSeq names its product ubiquitin-conjugating enzyme E2 D2-like. Gene Ontology annotation, cellular component: nucleus. The transcript is spliced from 7 exons. NCBI's taxonomy places the organism in Eukaryota, Metazoa, Chordata, Actinopteri, Cyprinodontiformes, Poeciliidae. The coding region runs from base 137 to 580 and encodes 147 amino acids. The record is from RefSeq and is a predicted model, not a curated record. Gene Ontology annotation, molecular function: ubiquitin conjugating enzyme activity. Gene Ontology annotation, biological process: protein polyubiquitination; ubiquitin-dependent protein catabolic process.
ACAAAAACGCGGAAACAAAAGAACUAAUCAGUUUUUCAAAACAAGCAACGAGUCGGCAUAAAGUGAGCCUUGUCGUGGGUGACAGCUGUCAGAGUUUAGACCGUAGCUUCUCAUAACCCACUCACAAAGACUUAGCAUGGCUUUGAAGAGAAUACAGAAGGAGUUAAAUGACUUGCAGAGAGACCCUCCAGCUUCAUGUUCUGCUGGACCUGUAGGAGAAGACAUGUUUCACUGGCAAGCCACCAUCACAGGACCGAAUGACAGCCCUUAUCAUGGAGGAGUUUUUUUCCUUUCUGUCCAUUUUCCCACCGAUUACCCCUUUAAACCACCAAAGGUCGCCUUUACGACAAAAAUCUAUCACCCAAACAUAAACAGCAAUGGCAGCAUUUGCCUUGACAUCUUGAGGUCUCAGUGGUCCCCUGCUCUUACGAUUUCAAAAGUUUUGUUGUCCAUCUGCUCCCUUCUUUGCGACCCAAAUCCCGAUGAUCCACUCGUCCCUGAGAUUGCACAGAUCUACAAGACAGAUAGACAAAAGUAUAACAAACUAGCUAGAGAAUGGACCCAGCGGUACGCAAUGUGACGGAAAAAUAUAAAGCAACAACUUCUGCCAGAACUUCUCAACAGAUGACAGUACUGUUAAAGUGCUUUCUCCACACUGGUUGUAACUGAGGUGUUUAAUCUGCUUAAUGCACUUUCUCUACUGAGGUUUUACUUGACUUAACCCGUUUUACUAUUUUGGCAUUAUUGGAAUUAUUAUUCUGAAUAUUUUAUUUGAAGUGUUGCGGUGGAGCGACUGUAUGUUUCUUUGAACAGAUUUGUAUUUAUAUUUUUCAUUAUCUUGAAAUAAAAAAUAUUUAGCAGAAUAUGAAUUCCAUUUACUUCUUACCACCUUAAAUAAAGGUGGGUUUUUUUUCUCAUUCAAUGUGUUGUACGACUAUUUGACCACAUUAUUGUCUGUUUUAUAGUUUACAUGACCACUAGAUGGCACACCUCACUUUCUACUAACCAAGCCGUUUUUAAUGAGGCGUUAUCUGUUCCCCUCCACACGAUUUGUUUUAUUUAAUUUGUAUUUGCCAAAUGCCUAAUUAUGUGGACUGUGGUUAUUACUGUGUUUUGCUGGAGUGAUGAAGUAAAAAUAGAAAGGAUGUUCUAUAAAUUAAAAUUUAAUUAUCUUCUCCAACAGCUGUCCCAAUGUUCUUGUACAAUUAGCAAAUAUAGAUUAAUGAAGAUGUUCCGGUUUUCUUUUAAAAUGUUCAUUAAUGCUUAUUUAUGCUGUCCCAGUUGAUUGUUUUUGUGUUUUACAGUUACAUUUUUGCUACUUAAAAAAAUCAUUUAUAUUUUAGCAUAAAUUAAACUUAAUUUCAAGGAAAGACAUUAUGUUGCAACAAAACUGUUCUGAGUUCUAGUAUAACAUGCAGACAGUUAUUUAUGAUGAGGAUGCCAUUUUAUGGUCUGUACUUUAUUCUAUGCAACUGUUCAAAUUGUGUAGUAAAUCUACAGUGUUUGCAUAA